GUUUAAUUAGACGUUUCAUUUGUGUUUGCUACAUUCGUUCGCACGUCCGCAUGUUCUUAAUAUACAUAUACACAUACAUAUAAAUGUAGAGAUAUGUAGUAGCAAUCGCAUUUAUACAACACACUAUAUAAAAUCGUAUAUACGCCGCGUUUUACUGUAUGUUUUUGUUGUGUUUGAUUUGAAUACAUUGUCCGCGUAUCAUUAAAGUAGAAUUUUGCAAAAUUUCUUAUGAUUUCGUGUCGGUCGCGUGUUUUUAUUAUUGUUCCUGCAAAUGUCUUUGUUUUUAUGAUUGCCCAAAAUUUUAUUGCUUGGCAAUUUUGAAUUUCAUCUGCUGAAUGAUGCCGCUGGCUGGCGGCUAAAAGUGCGCCUAGUGUCGCUCAAAUCACACCAAUUAAUAUACUAUGUAUGAAUGAAACGUGUGAAAAGCGCGUGGAAAGUGUUGGAAAAUAUUAUUAAAAAAGUGAAAAACAAAAGUUUGUGAACCAAAAAAAAAAAUCAAAAAUUAAAAUUUUUAUAAAAAUAACACAGCUGCAGUAAUAGUGGCUGGACUCAACGUCGCACAAGUGAAACAGAAAUUUCGUAAAUACAUCGGCACAAGUGUGCAUAUGUUUGUGUGUGAAAAGGGUUUGUCAGCGUGACGUCUUUUUGUUUAGAUAGCAGCGCGCUUAUCAGCACAAACCGGAAUGGACGUCGAUAACAUGGAUAAAUAAACGCUACCAAUGUGAUUAGGCAAAUUCAAACCAAAGACUGAACAAAAAUAAAUCAAAAAAGAUAAAAAAAAUAGAACACUGAUAAGGUCAAACUAAAGCAAAACCACAACAACAAUACGAAAAAAAUUUUAAAAAGUAUACAAAAAAUACAAAACUAGCAUAAUACAACAUUUGUGCCAUCUAAGGACUUGCAGCAGUAUACCCUUAACAUGCAACAACGUAAUGUGCCAAAAACUUAUUACAUAAAACACAAACCACAACAACCAAAAAAGUAAACAAAUUAACGAAACCAAAGAUCUUAAACCAAAAUUAGUAUAUAACACCAAAUCGAACAACCAAAAAUUAAAUAAAAAAGUAUUUAAAGAUAAUAAAAAAAAGGAAGAAGCAGACAAAAAUCACCAAAAAUGUCGGGCAUAUUUCGUACGCAUUCAUUGAACAGCACCAGUCACUCAACGCCGCAGAAACGCUACUCCUUUGGCGCUUUUUGCACGAGUCCGAGCACACUGAAGGAUGUUACAAUGGAGCAUUCAUAUGGUGUUGGAUUUCCCUGUGUCAGCCUACAGGGUCACGGCACGACCUCGCCGCCGGUGCAGGGUCGCUCCGUGCGCGAAUUCGAAGAGCAAAUGGCAUCGCUGCGCAAAGAGAAUUUCAAUUUGAAGCUGCGUUUAUAUUUUCUCGAGGAGAGUGUGCCCGGUUAUCAUCAAGCGAAUGCCGAGGGUCAUGAAUCGCUUAUGAAGCAGCUGAUCGAAACAAAGGUUGAAAUUGAAAUUUUACGUAAGGAACUGGAGCAGAAACAGGAGUUAUUAAAGGAAGCUGCGCAGGCUAUGAAUCACAUGGAGGAGAUACAGAAAGAAACUGAGUCAAAGGGGCAGGCUUUUAUUGAGGAGCUCAAGCAGAAGAUACAGUUUUUGGAGAUGGAACGCGAUUUGGAUAAGACUCAGCAAAGCGGUUUUAUGAACGAUUUGCUAGGACAUUCAGAGAUUUCGGAAAAUGUCAAUACUUUACAAAAAAUACGUGAGCUUGAGGGCAUGGUCACACAGUCGGAGAGUAAAAUAAUGGCAAUGCAAACACAGAACAACAAGUUCGAAGAGUUGCUUGCGAAGCGUGAUGAGACAAUCAAGGAAUAUGAGGAGAAAGUGAAGGAAUUGGCUUUCCAAAAUGCUGAACUCUUGGAGAUGAUGGAGAACAAGGAAAAGGAUAUGGCCAAUAUUGAGCGCGACUUGAAGGAAAAGAAGAUCGCUUUGGCUGAUAAAUUGUGCGAGUUGGACGAUGCGCAACAGGAGUUGGUGAAGCUGCGCAAAAGCUAUGACACCGCCUGUCGUACGCUGCAACAGCUCUUGCAACGCGAGAAGCAGCAGCAACAAGAUGGCGGCAAUCGUGCUUUGAGCGACUCGGAGGCCUUGCAAAAUCACUUGCAGAAAUGCGAUCAUGAGCAUACGAUCAAGAAUCUUGAAGCCGAAGUCAAGAAGAAGACUGCAGCCUUGCAGAAUCUCGUCAACAAUGAACUUUGGCAAAAGAAUCGUGAAAUCGAACGUCUCACAAAGUUGGUCAAUGCUAAUACGACAUCACCACUCUCACCAACAGCCGCCCGCAAGAAUCUUGAGUCCCUCCAAUUGCAGCAAUCAUUCACCGAAAGUGACUACGCCAAAGCGCUGGAGCACAACAAACUGCUGCAACGUAAAGUGGAUGUGCUGAAUCAGCGUUUGAUCAGUGGACGUAGCAAUGAAGCGCUGAUCGAAGAAUUGCGCUUGGAAGCGCGUACAGCACGUGCCGAAGCCGACAAUGCAGAAACCUGUCGAGUCGCAUAUGCAAAAGUUUUCGGUGCGCUAUCGGAUCGUCUCUACGAGUUGGCCGGUUUCCUCAAUUCGCUUAUGAAGCACAAGGAGGUGUUGAGCUUCCUGUCAACGGAUCGACGACGUGCCAUGCGCACGGCUGUCGACUGCAGUCUCGAUUUGUCGACGAGCAUACGUGAAACGCUGACCACCGGCGAUCAAAGCUUUGAAGGUUUAAGCAAUUUAUCGCGCCUGCUAUUGGACGACGAUGAACAUGACGUUGUUGGACUCACCAAUAAGACAUUCAAUUCGCACGAACAAUUGCGUGCGCGUCACUCCUUCGAUGUGCUGCGCUCGGAGAAUAAGGCUUUGCGUAAGAUAUUGGAUAGUCGCCGCAGUUGUGGCGGCACUGCGGACUAUGCGAAGGAUGCCAAAGACCGACGCUCAUUGCCACCAUUUUUGUUGGAUAAUCUGAGCGAAUCGGAGGCCUGGUCCGAACCAGAUCGUCAAGUAUCGAUGGCGCGCAUCGGACUGGAGGAACACGGCGCUGCAGCGGCAAAUGUCUCAGUGAAGGACACGAUCAGCAAGCAAGCGCCUGCAACAGCCGACACUGACAGCGAGAGCGAAAGUGAUGCCUUGCAGCAGAGCCGCACAACAAAACUGCGCAAUCAGGAGCGUAUUGCGCAGCUGGAGAAGUUGAUUGCACAGCGUGAUGAGCGCAUCUUAAUGGUGCAGUUUCAAUUGGUCGAGGCUGACAACAAUCUGAAGAAGGAAUCUCUACGUGCCAUAUCGCUGACGCAAGAAGUCGAACAGUUGCGUCAACGCAAUGAAGAACUAAUCACCGAUCUGAUCGCGAUCGGCAGUGAGCCAUCCAAUACUAGCAACCCUACCAUCAACAGCUCGGUUAUACAGCGGCAGAUUGAUGAAAAAACGCGCGCUGUCGAACAAUUGCAAGCGGAGCGUGAUCGUAUCGCGGUGGAGGCGCGACUCGCCGAAGUACAAGUGGGCGCGCUGAAGGCCGACAUUGAAGACAUCAAGCAGAAGUAUGAAAUACAAUUGAAGUUGGCCAGCGAAAAAGAGCGUCAGCGCUUGGAUACGCUCAAGCAUGAAUUGGAGGAGCUCAUGCAACAGCGCCUGAAGGAGCAGGAGCGCAUACACAAGGACACAUUGACGCGUGAAUGGAUUGCACGCACCACUUACGAAGAGUGCAAAGCGCAAUUAACCGAACUGCAAACACAAUACAUUGAGGCGCAACGCAACAUCGACUACCUGACGGAAAACGAGCAAGAGCUCAAAGAAUCGCUGAUCACCAGCGAAAUGGAAGUUCGCAGCCUGAAAAAGCAAUUGGACGAAAGCGUGCUGCAAGCAUCCAAAUUUAUUACCGAACGCACAAAACUAUACAAUGAGAAGUUGCAAGUGGAGAAACGUUUAAUGGACGUGCAACAACAGCUGAGCACAGCUGAAAUACAACACACGACAACAACACAGCGUGUCAAAGAGCUGGAAGCGCUGCAACAAACGCUGAACGAACAAUUGGCGCAAGCGCAAUUAGCCUUGGCAGCUAAACGCCUAAAUGCCAGCGAUGCAUCUCAGUCGGGCUAUGCCUCGGACGAAGUGCAGAAGUCAAGUACGAAACGCGAAAGCAAUUCGUCGCCCGAUUUGGGUAUACACAGCGAUACGGGACGUGUGUCCAGCGUGGAAUUGUCAAAUCUGCAGCGCUCGCUGCUAAAGACUGUGCCUAUGCCCAGCGGUGGUGAGAAGGUCACACAGGAAGAUGUCAGAUACAGCAAACAGGAUAAGAGUAGCAUGAAUGCACUAGCGAGCAAGCGUCCACAACACAGCUCAUCCUCUGAUCUGGGUAUUGAGAGCGAUACGGGACGCACGUCCAGCAUGGAUAUCAAAAAUGAAUCCCCAACCCGCACAGAGACGGAUGACAGCAACACAGAGAAUAAGAUGAGUGUGGCGAACGUAAACACGAGUGCCACCGCCACCGCUGGCGCCAACGCAGGCACCCACCCCAUACACGAUUGCAUUAAGGUAGAACAAGAAAAUGCCGAAUUGCGACGCAAACUCGUACAAACGAAGCGCGCAUUCGAAGAGACCUAUAAGAAAUUGCACAUUGCAAAUCAGCGUAAAGAAACCUUCCAGAAAGAGAUUAAAGAUCAAAUACUAAAAACGAAAAAUGUACUAAAAUAUGCGCGCCUACAUAUGGCUAAAGUGCAGCAACCUAAUGCACCACAUCAUCAUGAAACCGAAGCACAUGAGCAAGAAACACAACACAAUCAACAACAGCAAAAACAACAUCAUCAUCAUCAACAACAACAACAACGUAAUGUAACAAAUGAUGGUGGCGCCAGCACGUCCAAAUCAAGUAGUGAUGCACCGCAUUAAUGUGUUAUUAUUGUUUUUGGAUGGUACAUACAUCCAAAUACAUGCACAAUCACACUCACGCACACACAAACAGCGAGAUUACUAAAUUUUAGCGCAAAGUGAAUGUAACUAAAUGCACAUGCAGUCAAUUAAUUGCAAUUGCACUCACUUCGCAUUAACCACAGAUACACACACACAGACAAAUAUAUUUACAUGACAUACCUAUAUGCUAAUUUAGUCAAAUAUUAGUUUAUUUAGCACAUAAAUGCUAGUUCUUAAGUUAUUUUUUGUAGCGUUUAAGCACUUUACCCUUACAUACAUACAUGCUUACACAUAUAUACUGUAUAAGGAAGUAAUUUUUGUUAUUGUUUCAUUUUUGCUAUUCAACCUAUGCACAUUGUAUGUAUUUAUAAAAUUUGUUGUUUGUAUGUAUAAAUUUUACUCGCGUCUAGCUUUAAGUAA
This is a messenger RNA of Bactrocera tryoni, 5314 nucleotides long. RefSeq names its product centrosomin (gene cnn). Gene Ontology annotation, cellular component: perinuclear region of cytoplasm; mitotic spindle pole; pericentriolar material. Gene Ontology annotation, molecular function: microtubule binding; gamma-tubulin binding; calmodulin binding. NCBI's taxonomy places the organism in Eukaryota, Metazoa, Arthropoda, Insecta, Diptera, Tephritidae. Gene Ontology annotation, biological process: chromosome segregation; positive regulation of DNA-templated transcription; microtubule bundle formation. The record is from RefSeq and is a predicted model, not a curated record. The transcript is spliced from 11 exons. Bases 1115 to 4873 code for a protein of 1252 amino acids.